Messenger RNA from Geodia barretti, 282 nucleotides. Lineage: Eukaryota; Metazoa; Porifera; Demospongiae; Tetractinellida; Geodiidae. The record is from the annotation of a GenBank genome assembly.
ACAUGCUAUAGUCACUCUUUUCCCUCCUCCAGAAGAGUACACAAUCCCCCAGUCCACCUCACAAUUGUCUCUCACGGGGAUAUCGAAAACCGCUGUGUCGCUCACCGUCCAGGCGUUUUAACAGCAGAAGACGUAUGCAAAUGCUUUGGAAGUAUAUAUGGAUGUACAUACCGAUUGUACAACAGGAACAGGAAGUUGGCACGAGACAGGCUGGUGGCGGAGAUGACGGAGUUGAACUUGAGGCCUGUUGAGAAGGAAGAACAAACUCACCCUGAGGAAGAA